Molecule: messenger RNA, 2005 nt
Organism: Leptidea sinapis
Lineage: Eukaryota; Metazoa; Arthropoda; Insecta; Lepidoptera; Pieridae
Product: neurotrimin-like
Exons: 12
Coding region: 125-1570 (481 amino acids)
Biological process (GO): synapse organization; homophilic cell-cell adhesion
Cellular component (GO): plasma membrane; axon; neuronal cell body
Molecular function (GO): axon guidance receptor activity; protein binding
Source: RefSeq, a predicted model, not a curated record
CCAACGUAAAAACGUAUCUGAAUGUUGAAAAUUGUAUAAAAUAGUAAUCGUUAAUGUUAAAAUAAAAUAAAUACUAUAGUUUUUUCUUUCUUUAUUUUUCUUUCUGAUAAUUUUAGUAAAUAAAAUGAAGGUUUUACUCAUAAUUUUAUCUUUCUCAAUAGCAACUCUUGUGGAAAGCGAAAAAGUAUUCAAAAGUGUUCCGGUUGUCGUGAAGACUUACGAAAAUGACACAGUACUGCUUCCGUGCUACAUCGAUGAAUCAGAAGCAAAGCUCCGCGUUCGUUGGUACAAGGGUGACACCCUGCUAGGUGACAGCAUGGACGCUCAUCACCUCAUGCCUCUUCGGACGAGGAUGCACGCUAACUUCAGCCUCCAGAUUGAUGGACUGACAGCUCAGGAUACUUCGGAGUAUACUUGCGAAGUAGUUCGACCGGAGCCAUGGGGUCCCAUCAGACAGACACAUUCUAUAGAAGUACAGUACUCACCGACGGUUAAGACAAUACCUGAAGAUGGUUUCGUUGAAGUUCGGAAAGGUGAAUACGUGGAUAUAGGUUGUGAAGCGAAUGGUACGCCAAAACCUAUCAUUGAUUGGAGGAAAAACGGUGACCCGAUGGCACUGCUAGAGCACAGAUCGCGGAUUCGGUUCCGGGCACAGCACAGAUUACUAGCUGGCGUUUAUGAAUGUGUCGCUUUUAAUGGAGUUGGUGAUCCUGUGACAGCAGCAAUCAGAGUUAUAAUACACGAUGCGCCAGUGGUCAGUACAGAUCGCAGUUUUGUGCACACGGCUAUAGGACUGCGCGCUGUUCUGUCUGCUAAGUUGGAGUUCGCUGUACCUCCAGCCAGAACCACCUGGCUGAGAGAUGGGAAGCCUAUCAAGCUUGAUAACAGGGUGGUGAUGAUAGUGACAGAGAAUAUACAUCAGCUCAUAUUCCGUUCUGUCAGAAAGUCCGAUCUGGGCAACUACACGUUCCGAGCGGAGAACAAACUGGGAAUGGCUGAUGUUUUGUUCAAAUUGACUGGAGUGCCAAACAUAGCGUCAUUUAAAGUUGAUACGGCUCUCAAUAAAGCGACGACUACUAGUUAUACUUUGAUAUGGGAAGUUGAUUCAUAUUUUACAAUCAUUGAAUACAAUCUGUGGUUGCGGCCAUAUUAUGGGAAGCUGUCAGCGUCAGAACCAGACUCUUUCACUACGGAACCGCCAUCCAACCUGUGGAGGAAAAUUACUGUACCCGGAGAUUCUAGCGAUGGUCCAAUACACAGCGCCACGUAUACAGUACGAGGAUUAUCUCCAUCUACAGUCUAUGAAGCGAUCGUAACUUCUAGGAACAGAUUUGGUUGGAGCAAGCCAUCAGCAACACUCCACUUUGCUACUGAGCCAGGGGUUGGAAAAACAUUGCCUUCAUUUGACUACACGGAUAUAACACCAACCCUGGAAGAGCCGCAAGAAAUAUACAACUUAACAAAGGCGCAGAUCUUUGAACGACUGGAUAUGCCAAAUCGUAAAGCACGGGAUUUUCUCAACCUUACUACAAUCUUAUUCGUAAUUGGAGCAUAUUUAUUUUUCAGCUAGUUUUAAAAGAUUAUUGUCUUUUUUGAACCAUAAUUAUUGUUAAAUUAAUAAUUUAUUAAUAAUGUAUUAUGAGUACCUAUUUUUUCUGUCAAAAUAGGCUUAGGCUUAUGUUUCACUACCGUCAAUGUGACGUUUCCUAAGUUCUGUCACUGUCACAUAUUUUUAUUGCAUGAUAAUUUUAUGCUUAGAUAAUUUAUACGUCUUGAUAGGUGGCUGUGAACACAGUGAAGGAAAUUGUGGGAAAUGUUAACCUCUACUUUCCACUAAAGCAAAGUGACUGACGUACCGCGAGUGUAAGACGUUUAAAUUAUGUAAGGUUUUGUGAAGAUCACAGUAAUUAGACUAUUUUUUUUUUUUGUAAAUAAAGUAAUAAUACGAUAUUACAUAUAUUAUAAUUGUACUAAGUUCCUAAAAUAAAGACAAUUUUUUUAGGAA